Linepithema humile (Argentine ant) is the source of this 2771-nucleotide messenger RNA. It is a transcript of the gene fand, whose product is annotated as Pre-mRNA-splicing factor SYF1 fand. The record is from RefSeq and is a predicted model, not a curated record. Gene Ontology annotation, biological process: mRNA splicing, via spliceosome; generation of catalytic spliceosome for first transesterification step. Lineage: Eukaryota; Metazoa; Arthropoda; Insecta; Hymenoptera; Formicidae. Gene Ontology annotation, cellular component: Prp19 complex; post-mRNA release spliceosomal complex; U2-type catalytic step 2 spliceosome. Gene Ontology annotation, molecular function: protein binding.
AUCUUACCUUAUCUCUAGAUGAUGAUACCGCCUUAUUACUAACCUACAAUUUCAAUUUCUUACAGUUCGGUGCAACAAUUUUCUUAUAUUUGCAUUUCCUUACGCACACAUUUUUCGCAAUGUUAGAACGCAAAGAUGACGAAGGAAAUUUAUACGCCUUUAAUGAGGAAGAUUUACCAUACGAAGAAGAAAUUUUACGAAAUCCAUAUUCAGUGAAACAUUGGCAACGCUACAUUGAUCACCUUAAAAAUACAAAAAGUAAGAAUUUAAAUGUGGUAUACGAACGAGCAUUGAAAGAAUUACCAGGCAGUUACAAACUGUGGUAUAAUUAUCUUCGACAACGUGUCAGUCAAUUAAAGGGUCGAUGUAUAACAGAUCCAUUAUAUGAUGAUGUUAAUAAUGCUUUCGAACGUGCAUUGGUAUUUAUGCAUAAAAUGCCACGUAUUUGGAUGGAUUAUUGUACACUAAUGACUGAACAAUGUUAUAUAACACAAACACGUCAGGUGUUUGAUCGUUCUCUGAGAGCACUCCCUAUUACUCAGCAUCAUCGUAUAUGGCCUUUAUAUAUUGAUUUCUUAAAAAAACACAAUGUUUAUGAGACUGCUGUCAGAGUCUUUAGAAGAUACCUAAAGUUAUCACCGGAAGAUACAGAAGAAUACAUAGAAUAUCUGAUAUCGAUUGGAAGACUUGACGAAGCUGCUGUAAAACUCGCACAGAUUGUCAAUCAGGACGAUUUUGUAUCAAAGCAUGGAAAGUCCAAUCAUCAACUAUGGAAUGAAUUAUGCGACUUGAUAUCAAAAAAUCCUUCUAAAAUAAAGUCUCUGAAUGUAGAUGCUAUUAUCAGAGGUGGUUUAAGACGUUAUACAGAUCAACUAGGACCUUUAUGGAAUUCAUUAGCAGAUUAUUAUGUGCGAAGUGGUCUCUUUGAGAGGGCGAGAGAUAUUUAUGAAGAAGCUAUACAAACUGUUACUACCGUCAGAGAUUUUACACAAGUUUUUGAUGCUUAUGCACAAUUCGAGGAACUCAGCCUUAAAAAGCUAAUGGAAGAAGCAGCACAUAACCCUACUCAGGAAGAAAUUGAUAUAAAAUUAGAAUUGAGAUUGACACGAUUGGAACAUCUUAUGGAAAGAAGACUAUUGUUACUCAAUUCUGUAUUGUUGCGACAAAAUCCACAUAAUGUAUCUGAAUGGCACAAAAGAGUUAAACUUUAUGAAGGACAACCACAUGAGAUAAUUAACACAUACACAGAAGCUGUGCAGACAGUGCAACCACAGUUGGCAGUUGGUAAACUACAUACAUUGUGGGUUGCAUUUGGCAAAUUUUAUGAGGAAAACGGGCAAAUAGAAGAUGCUAGAGUAGUAUUUGAGAAGGCAACUCAUGUUCCGUAUACCAAAGUGGAUGAUCUUGCUUCAGUGUGGUGUGAGUGGGCAGAAAUGGAAAUAAGACACAAUAAUUCUAAAGAGGCUUUAAAACUCAUGCAUCGUGCCACUGCAAUGCCAGCUAGAAAAGUGGCAUAUCAUGAUGAAACAGAAACAGUGCAAAUGAGAUUAUACAAGUCGUUAAAAGUAUGGUCUAUGUAUGCGGAUUUAGAAGAAAUGUGUGGAACAUUUAAGACCUGCAAAGCGGUAUAUGACAAAAUAAUCGACUUGAAAAUUGCUACACCACAAAUCAUCAUUAAUUAUGGACUAUUUUUGGAGGAAAACAACUACUUUGAGGAAGCAUUUAGGGCAUAUGAAAAAGGUAUCGCAUUAUUUAAAUGGCCCAACGUUUAUGAUAUUUGGAAUACGUAUCUGACAAAAUUUUUGAAACGUUAUGGCGGCACAAAACUAGAACGUGCCAGGGAUCUCUUCGAACAAUGUUUAGAACAUUGCCCGUCCAAGUAUGCUAAAGCUUUAUAUUUGUUAUACGCAAAACUAGAAGAGGACCAUGGCUUAGCAAGACAUGCUAUGUCUGUGUAUGAACGUGCAACAAAUGCUGUCCUUCCGGAAGAGAAAUUUGAUAUGUUUAACAUAUAUAUUAAAAAAGCUGCAGACAUAUAUGGAGUACCGAAAACUCGACAGAUAUAUGAAAAAGCCAUAGAAGUUCUAAAUGAUGAAAAUACUAGGGAAAUGUGUUUACGAUUUUCAGAGUUGGAGACGAAGUUAGGAGAAGUAGAUAGAGCGAGAGCAAUAUAUGCGCAUUGUAGCCAAAUAUGUGACCCAAGGGUUACAUCAAAUUUCUGGCAAGUUUGGAAAGAGUUUGAAGUUAGACAUGGAAAUGAGGAUACCAUGCGUGAAAUGUUACGAAUUAAACGUAGCGUGCAAGCUAUGUAUAAUACUCAAGUAAAUAUGAUGUCUGCACAAAUGUUGAAUAAUGCAUCCAAUCAAGUGUCAGAUGUUCCAGUAGAUGCUAUGCGCUUGUUAGAUAGUAAAGUCGCAUCGAAUACAGAUAAUGUUGCCGACCUCAAAGGAGGUAUUAAAUUUGUACGUAGCGUAACAGAAAAAGAUGGUAAAUCAGAAUCGCGUGUAAAUAAUCCCGAUGAGAUUGAUAUUGAUAUGAAUGAUGAUGAUGAUGAUGAUGAUGAUGAAAAUGAAAAUGAAAAUGAAAGUGAAAACGAAAAUGAUGCAGAAGUAGAAGAAGAUGUGCCGAUUGAAAAACAAAUUAUACCUUCACAAGUAUUUGGUAGUCUAAAAACAGCCGAAGUUGAAGAUGAAUAAAAUUUCAAUAGACAGUAUUGUGAUUGAAACGGAUUUUGUAUAAUUUUAUCAUAAAAUAUACUAUUUUAUCACAUA